Molecule: messenger RNA, 2016 nt
Organism: Haemorhous mexicanus (house finch)
Lineage: Eukaryota; Metazoa; Chordata; Aves; Passeriformes; Fringillidae
Product: lysosomal acid glucosylceramidase-like
Exons: 11
Coding region: 139-1701 (520 amino acids)
Biological process (GO): glucosylceramide catabolic process
Molecular function (GO): glucosylceramidase activity
Source: RefSeq, a predicted model, not a curated record
GCUGCGGAGGGAGGUCUCCGAGCAGCUCCCUGUAAAGGCCAGGUGGGGAGGCUGCAGCUGCUGAGGAGGAGGAGGGCUGGCGGCAGCGCAGGUGCUGCUCCCCGGGACCUUCCAGAGCUCGGGGAACGCGGAGGGGCCAUGUGGGCUCUCGGCAUCCUGGGCUGCCUGCUGCUGCUGCUGCCCGUGCCCCUGGUGGCAGGUGCCCGACCCUGCAUCCCCAAGGAUUUUGGGCACGGCUCGCUGGUCUGCGUCUGCAAUGCCACCUACUGUGACACGCUGGACCCUCUGGUAGUGCCAGCCCCCGGCUCCUACGUCAAGUACGAGAGCAGCAAGGCCGGCAAGCGGCUGGAGCGGAGCGAGGGCAAAUUCCAGAGCAGUCUGAGCACCCGAGGGCUGCUGCUGACGCUCAACAUCUCCGCGCUGUACCAGCACGUGAAGGGCUUCGGCGGCUCCCUCUCCGAUGCUGCUGCCAUGAACAUCCUGAAGCUGUCCCAGCCAGCCCAGGACAACCUGCUGCGCUCCUACUUCUCUGAGAGCGGGAUCGAGUACAACCUCAUCCGGGUCCCCAUGGCGUGCAGCGACUUCUCCGUGCGCCCCUACAGCUACGAUGAUGUCCCCAACGACCACGAGCUGAAGCACUUCAGGCUGGUGGACGAGGACGUGAAGAUGAAGAUUCCCGUCCUGCGCCGAGCUUUGGCCAUGAGCAAGCGGCCGCUGCUGCUGUUUGCCAGCCCCUGGACCGCCCCAGCCUGGAUGAAGAGUAACGGGGACGUCCGUGGGAAGGGGACUCUGAAGGGGAAGGCAGGGGACAAGUACCACAAGACCUGGGCCAACUACUUCAUCAAGUUCCUGGAUGAAUAUGCAAAACGCAACGUGACCUUCUGGGCGGUGACGGCCCAGAACGAGCCACUGGCGGGGCUCUUCACGCCCCCCCAGGCCCCCACCAUCGCCUUCACGGCCGCUCAGCAGCGGGAUUUCAUCGCGCAGGACCUGGGCCCCGCGCUGGCCCGCAGCCCCCACCGCACACGGCUCCUCAUGCUCGACGACCAGCGCAUCCACCUCCCACACUGGGCCAAAGUGGUCCUGGGAAAUGCCACAGCUGCCCGUUACGUGGCUGGCCUGGCUGUCCACUGGUACCUGGAUGCCAUUGUCCCACCUGACUGGAGCCUGGAGGCCACCCACAAGCUCUUCCCUGACCAUUUCCUCCUCUACACGGAGGCCUGCACUGGCUUCUUCAUGUUCCGCUUCGCCGUGUCCCUGGGCUGCUGGGAGCGAGGAGAUCACUACAGCUACAGCAUCCUGACGGUCAUGAACCACUUUGUGUCCGGUUGGACCGACUGGAACCUGGUCCUGGACAUGGAGGGAGGCCCCAACUGGGUCAAGAACUUUGUGGACAGCCCUGUCAUUGUGGAUGGCAGCAAGGAUGUUUUCUACAAGCAGCCCAUGUUCUACCACCUGGGGCACUUCAGCAAGUUCAUCCCGGAGGGCUCCCGGCGGGUGGGGCUGCACAGCAGCCGCCGCUGCCUCCUCUGCCAGCUGGAGCACGUGGCCGUCCUGCGCCCUGACGGUGCCCUCGUCCUGGUGGUCCUCAACAGGUUUGGCCGGGAUGUGCCCUUUGGAAUCUGGGACCCUGCCAUGGGAUUCAUUGAGACUGUGGCUCCAGCCCACUCCAUCCAGACCUACCUGUGGCGCCAGCAGUGAUACUCAGGGGAGUGCUGUGGGGCUCGGGGGGGGCUCUGGGGGUCAACUCUUCCUCCAUCCUUUCCAGCAUCCCUCACGGUGGAAGCAGAAGGUGACCCAUUGCUGGGAACGCAGCCCCUGCUCGAGGGGCUCCGUGCGCUCCUGGCCCCGGGACCUGCUGCUUCCCAGCCUCCCCUCCCUCCCUCCCGGCACUUCCCAUCCCCCUGGAAGUUCCCUUAGCGCCGUCUCCUGGAGCACACUUCCACACGUGGCCCCCUUGAAACCUUCGCGUGUGCCGCGGGCGCCAAGUAAAGCCAUGACGCGCUCCCUCCGGAA